AACAACACGAGUGCUGAUAAUCAGGAGGGGCGCUCUUCUACCUUUAUGAACAAAGGCCUUCUGACGAUUAACAAUCACAUCGAUGCGCUCUUUUCGAUUCGGGUAAACAAAGAACGUAUGUACCGUGAACGUCACGCGAGUUCUGUAACGACAGACGAUUUGAACGUUCGCGGAAGUACACAAAAAGUUGCACAUACAAACUCAAGUUACGAUGUGCGUCGUGCACAUUAUUCACACGAAGGUGGGCUGCAAUAUCGCAAGUUAGGAGCAGAAAAACACCUUUCCCCGGAACAGUGGCUCGCUACCAAGCUUAAAUAAGCUUCGGGAGUGUUAGCAACUCAACUCGAUGCACUUUUGUGUUGGGGUAUUCGUACAAAACGGAGGGCGACGCCGACACGACUUUUGGCAGCGAGGGGACUGUCUCCUGGUCGUUCUCUCUCCCCGAAUCCGCGCCACAGUCUAACCAUGUGCGGCCCCCUGGCUCUCCGAUGAGCCGCGACCACACGCCCUUGAUGCACUUUAGCGCCCCGCCAGAACGCCUGCCCGCCCGCAGCUGAUGACCGAAGUGCCUCGCCGCCCCUCCACGAGUCACGCCCGUGCCCCAGCAGGAUGUUCCAGAGGUUCGCCAGCGCCCUGUUCGGUGACGACGCCUCCGCGACACCGGAGCCGAGCCGACGCCACCGCCACGACGGGGAGGAAGAUGAGGAAGACUGGAUCCUAGUCAACUUCUUGGCUGACAGCUGCUCCAGUCAGCGCGUCGACGGCCUCUCCGGCUCCGCCGUCGGCCGGGGGGCCGACGAGGACGAGGAAGACGACGAGGACCUGGUGAUGAUCCCGUCCCCCAUGGCCAGCCCCCCAGUCCGCUACGCUUCCUGCACUUCCCUCAACUCCACGGCCGACACAGACCCGGAUGGCGGCGCCGAAGACGACGAGGGGGAGGAAGAGGAGGCGGGCGACUUCCUGCAUCUGGACGCCUCAUCUCUGGAGGAGAGCUGGUUCGUCACGCCACCGCCGUGUUUCACCGGCCGCGGGGUCCAAUCCGUCCUGGUGGAGACCAGUCCUCUGGAGAACCUGCUGAUAGAACAUCCCAGCAUGUCUGUCUACGCCCACCACAGCCCCCCCAGGCUCAACCCUAACCCCUUGCAGCGCUCCCUGGACCUGGAACUGGCCGCUGCCCCCAAGGAGAAAGGCAGGCGCUCUCUGGACGGCGUACGUCACAGGCCAGACGUGUCGUCAGUGCAGCGCCGCGCGGGCCUUCACCAGUCGGCGUGCUACGCGGCGGCGCUGUCUGCCCGCGCCGGCCUCCUGCCUCAGCGCCCGGGCCUCGCCGGCCAGCCGCUGUUAUCGCGCAACGCGCUGCGCCGCCUCAACCUGCUGCACCCGCCCAAGGCGGGCGCUACACACCUGCACCAGCCCAGCCAGCGCCACCUUAACUUCUGAGGGCCGCGCCAUCGCGUCACACAGCAAGAACCAGCAGCACGUCCCGGACGCCAUUUUAACACCCAAAAACGUCUGAUUGGGUAAAUAAGCAACGUAGGAGGCCAUUUUGUGUAUCCUCUCCUUCAUUGACUCUUCUUCCUAACAUGUCGACUCAGCGCUGUAGGUCACUUUACUCAGAGGCAGGCUCACUUUGCCCCGGCGCGCCGUGAGGACAUCAUCACUCGGCAACCAAUUAGAUGACUUGAAAACCCCUCGUCACAUUUGAGCAACCGGGAGGCGGGGUUCGAGUUACUGUAUGUUGGGGGGUGGGGUCUUUUAAUCACUGUCAAUAUAGCAUUUUGACUUUUUCCAUUUAAUUCUCUCAAGCCAAAGCCCUGUCUAAUAUAAAAGUAGUGCUUGGGCACCAUCUUGUGGCAUCUUGGUGCCAAUGAACUGUGUUACAGCAAGUUGAGUUUCAUGCUGUGCUUUAGCACCAUCUUGUGGCAUUUUAGGACCAGGGAACUAUGUUGAGUGAGUUUAGGCGCUUCAUGUAAUGCGCUGUAUUCCCAGUAUUGAAACUUCCAAAGUUGUUCACCUGCUGCGAUUAGCAAAAUUCUGCAAUAGACGCCCCCAGCUAAAAAUUGCUAAUUGCUUAUAGAGGCUACAAGAUGGUGGCAGAGCACUAACCUUUCAAUUAGACAUGGCUUUGGCCUGAACACAAAAAUUCAAUAGGUAUAAAUUGGGUUACCUGAAAAACAUAUUCGCCAGAACACUUGCAUUUCUGCUGAUGAAAGUUGUUAGGAUGUUUUUUUUUCAAAUUUGUGAUUUGAUUUGGGCUAAUGAGACUCUUUAAGAAGUUAGUGCGGCUAAAAAAAAAACUGGGCAGAGCCACUGCCAUCCUGCAAAAUGGCAAACUUGUCCACCUGUCCCUGCGGCUUUACGCAUUCCGAUGAUUUGAUAUGUGGCGACGUCAGCGUGACAGAAACCGCUGCUUUCCACACAAAUGGGGCACGGCCAGCGAGUCUCUCACACAGGUUAAAAAAAAGAUGGCCAGCGCACUUUGCUGUACUUCGUCUGCCGUAAGAUUACACUUGUAACCUUUUAAAUGCUUUUGUGUUAUGUGGGGUCUUUUAUUUUUAUUGUUUUAUGUUUCGCGUACAAGGCUUUAAUUCUAACUCGAACCCUGCUUGAAGGUGUUACGUAUCCUCACAACCUAAACUCAAAUCAGUGUAAAUAAAUAACUGAUUGUUCUUAUUGUAAAGGAAUAUUCACUCCAGCGCAUCGAGAGGGGAUCAUUUGAGGUGUAAAAAAUUUGGUCCUGCCUCUGAUAUUUUGUCAUUUUCACAUUUUCUUCAACGUAAAAAGUGGAGGUAAAAAAAAAAUAAAAAAUGGGUUAGAUGUCACUAAACUUGCCUUGUUUAACGGUAGCUUUACGAUGAAUAGAAAUGUAAGAGAAAAAAAAUGUAUUUAAAAAAAAAAAAAAAAAAAAGUCCAAAAUAUUUUUUUGAAAAGUGAAAAACAGAUUACAUAUCAGUAUGAUGACAUUAGUGCGCGUGUUUGGAUCAGUCGUGGUGGUAGAAUUGUUAGUCGGGUAGCGGAAAGAAUUUAAAGAAAAAAAAAAAAAAAAAAAAAAUGGAAAGAAAAAUUUUAUUUUUCAGAUUUUUUUGUUCUUAAAUGAAUCUGCAGUCCCACUUCUCAGGGUCACAACCAAUCACUUUUUACACGGAAAAUGCAGAUUUACUUUAUGGCUGAUGAAUUUUUUUUUUAAUUAUCAUUAUUUUUUUGUGAUACAUUUUGUGUUGGUCCCUGGACUGUUGAUUAAGACUAGUUUUCUUAUCGUUAUGUUAGCAUAGAUAAACUCUUGGUAUAACUAAACCAAAAAAAAAAAAAAAAAGGUAGCGAUGGUCUUUAAUCUUUUAGUAUGAUAUUAAGCUGAUGUUUGUAAAAGUUUUGUUGUUGGGCUUGGCGCUCUUAACAAGAUGAUGAAAAAUCAACAUUUUGAGUAAUGGUCAAAAUUGCCCGGUUUGUUCAUGGAGUAAACUGUUGUGUCAAUUAUUUUAUUUGAUUAUUAUUUUUUUUUAAACUUGUAAUUUUAGACGAUAUCAUGGAAGUGGGCAGCAAUUGACUUCCUUACCAUAUGGAGUGUAUACUAACUAUAUCCUGCCUGUAUGUACUCAUGUUGUAUUUAUGAUUAUUUCCCUAAAAUUAACAGUUAAGGGCACAUUUUAAGGGGAUGACACAACAGUCAAGGUUGACAAAGAAAUAACAAAUCAGGACUUCUGUGUCAUUUUAAAGCGCCGACAAAGGAGUCCCGAUGAACUUACUCUGGUGCAUUUGGAAGUUUUUCAUCAUUUCUUGAAUGUCAGCAAUCUUUUUUGUUUGUUUGUUUUGUCAUUUCUGUGACAGAAGGGAUUGCAGGUUAUUGUUUCGAUCAUUUCUGUCGUCAUGAAAACUAACAGGGAUUUUUUUUUUUUUUUUUUAAUGUUCAAUGCCUUGAAAAAUUGUGCAUCAUCACGUGCCUUCCGGGUUGAGAUGUUCUUAGGACAAUGCAUCGAUGAAGAACUUGGGACUUUUUUUUUUUUUUUUUCCUGUCUUUGUUUUGGAACAUUCUACAAGAAAACAAAUGACCCGAACGGAUGUCAACUAUGCACCACACUCUUUUUCGCCCUUUUUCUAAAGACUCAAAAGCAAGCAGACAGAAUCAUGUAGCAAAACCUCCAGUUUUUUGUUUUAUUCAUAAGUGUGAAAAAUAUGUGGCAUUUUUACUUGUAUUUUUUUUUUUCCACCGAGUGUUACACGUUUUUGUUUUCUUGUGUAGUUUACUGGAAUAAUACCGCACUUUGCCAAAAGAAAAAAAACAUGAAACAUAAAAAUGGUGUAAGAUUUGUAGGGUUAAGUUUUUUGUUUUUUUUAUCUACAUAUCUCUUAUGUAUUUUGUAUAUGUACGACUGUUCAAUUCACUUUGCUUGGAAAUCUGUUAUGUGGGGGUCGUCUUUUUUCAAACUGUAGUAGUUCAUACGUGUGAUCUCUUACUAGUCGCAAAAUAAAUGUUUUCAUACA
Phyllopteryx taeniolatus (common seadragon) is the source of this 4479-nucleotide messenger RNA. It is a transcript of the gene tp53inp1, whose product is annotated as tumor protein p53 inducible nuclear protein 1. The coding region runs from base 610 to 1440 and encodes 276 amino acids. Gene Ontology annotation, cellular component: autophagosome; nucleus. The transcript has 4 exons. The record is from RefSeq and is a predicted model, not a curated record. Gene Ontology annotation, biological process: positive regulation of DNA-templated transcription; autophagosome assembly. NCBI's taxonomy places the organism in Eukaryota, Metazoa, Chordata, Actinopteri, Syngnathiformes, Syngnathidae.